This is a messenger RNA of Neltuma alba, 1385 nucleotides long. RefSeq names its product beta-1,3-galactosyltransferase pvg3. The coding region runs from base 218 to 1192 and encodes 324 amino acids. NCBI's taxonomy places the organism in Eukaryota, Viridiplantae, Streptophyta, Magnoliopsida, Fabales, Fabaceae. Gene Ontology annotation, cellular component: membrane. The record is from RefSeq and is a predicted model, not a curated record. The transcript has a single exon. Gene Ontology annotation, molecular function: hexosyltransferase activity.
AAUUGUUUCAGAUCUUAUAAGAAGUCAAAAGGGGUUCUCCCAUAAGCACGAAAAUGAACACGAUCUCGUGCGUAGAACCCAAGAUACUCUGGAAUUUAUUAGUAUCGUUAUUUGACGAGACGCAUCUCAGAGCAGCACAAACUUCGAUCUUGCUGUGCUCAAAUUAAAUCAAAAGAAUCGUAUCUUUUGCGGUUCGAUCGAUCUCCAACUUCUUCUCAUGAGCAUUAUGAAGCCUUCCAAGUCAGAAAAAGGGCGCUUCAUCAUCCUCUGCUUCUUCUUCAUCAUCUCCCUCUGUAUCUAUGCCUCCAUUAAUGAAGCUCGAUUCGAUGGCCUGUUAAGAUUCACUCGUGGCUGUGAUGCAGCGAAUAAUUCUUCUUCUUCUUCCUCCUCCGAGUCUCUUACUGCCGUUUCUGCUUCUUCCUCUUCCGACGGCGGCGAUGACAUUCGAAUUCUCAUCGGUAUCCUCACGCUUCCCGACCAGUACCUCAAGCGGCAUUUCCUCCGUCUAGUCUACGGCAUACAAUCUGUGGAAGGCGCGAAAAUUGAUGUCAGGUUUGUCUUCUGCAACCUGACAAAAGAAGACCAGAAAACUCUGGUAGCUUUAGAAAUCAUGCGACACGACGACAUCAUAAUCCUCAACUGCCCAGAAAAUAUGAACAAAGGCAAAACGCUAACGUACUUCUCGAGUCUCCCUGAGCUCUUCAACGACACCGACCGACCAUACCCUCCGUACCACUAUGUCAUGAAAGCCGACGACGACACGUACUUGAGACUCCCAAACUUGGUGGAAUCUCUGAAACCGUUGCCGAGGGAAGAUCUGUACUACGGGUAUGUGAUUCCUUGCCGGAGCAUGGACCCGUUCGUGCAUUACAUGUCGGGGAUGGGAUAUCUGGUGUCGUGGGACAUAGCGGAGUGGAUAAGGGAGUCGGAUAUUCCGAGGAAGCAUUUCGAGGGGCCGGAGGAUAAGGUGUUCGGAGAGUGGAUGAGGGAGGGACGGCGAGGGAAGAACAGGUUCAAUGGGAAGUGGUCGAUGUACAAUUAUCCGGAGCCGCCGACGACCUGCACCCACGAGCUGUGGCCGGACACAAUCGCCGUCCAUUUGCUGAAGAAUCAGGAGAAGUGGAUCAAAACGCUCAAGUACUUCAAUGUUACAGAUAGUAUGAAGCCUUCAAAGUUGUAUCAUAUACCUUAGGCUGAUUAAUUUUCUAGCAGAGUUUCGUUAAUUUUGACCAUUUUGUUGAUUUGUUUAUUUUUACAGAAAACAUAAAAUAAAAAAGGUUGACUGUAUCUAUGGUCUGUAAUCUCUGCUUCUGUGCUGAACCAUAUCAGAAAAGGGUCAGGGAUGAUAAAGACAUGAAAUUAUGAACGCAGGGGAGGGUGUAUUG